This is a messenger RNA of Cladocopium goreaui, 678 nucleotides long. Lineage: Eukaryota; Dinophyceae; Suessiales; Symbiodiniaceae. The record is from the annotation of a GenBank genome assembly.
AUGACAGAUGAGACGCUCCAGAAGAACAUGCCUUUGUUGGAAGCAGCAAUUGCGAAACGGCCCAAAAUGCAAACGUCAGCUGUGAAGGGUUUUCUGAAGAAUUUAGCGCAGAGGCAACCGCCAGACACUGGCAGCGCAGCGAAGCCCAAGGAAAUGUGGCAGCCACGGCGGAAUGGAGAGCCCUUAGUGCUGAAGAAGCAGGACGAAACCGAUGGAGGGCCAGCUGAGCGUGUGGCUGCUUCAGCCAGCAGAUCAGCGCGGGAUGGGCGAGACCAGGGCCCUACUCUUCAUGGUCAUGAGCGACCAGUCACCUUUCUCACCUUCAACAGCGAGAGCAACCUUCUCUUUUCCUGUGGCAAGGACAAAAUUGUUUGUGUUUGGAGUUUUCCUGACGGUGAACUUCUUGGUAGCUACAAGGGUCACAAUGGAGCGGUCUGGUCCUGCAGUGCGACAUUCGACUCCAGGUGGCUUGUGACCUGUGGCGCUGAUCGUUUAGUGAUUGUCUGGGAAGCCCGAACAUCAAGGGAGCUCGCACGAGUUGAACUUCCUGGAGUGGUUCGGUGUGUGGAAUGGGCUGGAGCAGGUGCCAUCCAGAAGCUGAGGAUUCUGGAUCUGAUCACUGUGGCCCUCGACAGCAUGGACGUGGAGUUGAAGUUGGAUGAAGACUUUAGCGAGUGA